UUGGAACAAGGCUUUCGAGGAGAGUUCGUUCGUAGAUAUGGAGGUUGUACAGGAGGCAGUGAAGAGGUUUGGGUACCUCUUUUAUGUGAUGGACCCUCGUGCUCAUAAUUACGAGAAAAUUGACCAAGUUAAAGAUUAUUACAAAGAGGUAGCUCCUUUCUUUCUUGUGACAGUUUUACUUGAACAGGUUAUCCGGUUUUACCAGAAAAAGCCAUUAUGGAGAUUGUCAGAUACAAUAUCCAAUACUUUCCAUGGUUUUCUAAUGGAAUUUUCCAAGAUUCCGUUCAAAGGAGCCGAGGUAUGGGUGUAUGCUUGGAUUUACAAAAACUACCGAUUAAUAGAACUCCCGUGGGAUUCGCCGUGGACAUGGAUUGCCUGCUGGUUCAUAACAGAUUUCUGUUAUUACUGGAUGCAUAGAAUGAUACACCAGGUGAACAUACUGUGGGCCAUCCACGAAACUCAUCACACACCCGAAGACAUGAUGUUUACGUCGCCAAUGAGAAAUCACAUAUUUUUGCUGCCAAUUCAUUGGAUAACGUACCUGCCAAUGGCUCUAGCAAUUCCACCAACAACUUACCUCGUCCAUUACCAAAUCAGUAUUAUAUAUCAGUAUUGGUUACAUUCAGAAAUUAUCGAUAAACUUCCUGCUCCCCUCGAAUAUAUGUUAAGUACACCAAGUCAUCACCGAGCUCAUCAUGGUCGCAAUCGGCGCUACAUCGAUAAGAAUUUCGGGGGCUUCUUAAUAAUAUGGGACCGAAUAUUUGGAACUUUCGAACCUGAAGAUCCGGAAGAAAAGCCAUUGUACGGAUGUACAACUCAAAUGAAGUCAUACAAUCCGCUUAUUAUUCAGACAAGACAUUUCAGGAACAUUUGGAACAGAUUUUGGGAAAUUGAAGGAAUAGGUAACAAAUUAUCCGUCAUUUUCAAAGGUCCUGGCUGGUCACCUGGAAAACCAUGGACAGGAAACAUUGAAGACAUACCUCAUCCUGCUCCUGAGUUCGAGAAGUAUAAUCCGCAGUUAACAUUGCUGGACAAAUCUUACACGUUCAUACACUUCGGCUUCCUUAUUAACGCAUAUUACAUGCUGGCUCUCAACAUGUCGGUUUUAUCGAAACUUACGACAGGAACAAGUGCCGCGUUUAUUGCCUAUUCUUGUAUUUCCAUGGGAUUUAUGCUGGAUAAUAGCCGCUAUGCCCCACCUUUCGAAUUUUUCAGAUGUAUUCUAUAUUUUGUGCUCGACAAAAUCAUAUUUCCAGAAGUGCGAAGUUUUGGUUCUGCUCCGGUCAUUGUGAUGUACGCCAACCGGACUCUGGCUGCCUUGUCCAUUGUCUUCUGGAUAAGUCUAUACCUCUAUGAAAAUCUUCGCACGAUUUACAAAGAGAAAACUCUGUGAGAAUCUCCAAAGAUAAUUCUAUUUUUAAGAAAAGAGACGUUUGAUGAAAAUCAAUCAAACUUCAAGAAAGCCUAUUAAAGAAUAUUCGUUACAUUGUCGAAGUGUUUUACAGAUAUUAAACGACUUUUUGAUGUCAUAUCUAUAUCUGCAUUGUCAUUCAGUAAAACAAUGGGCUGUUUAUUUUGCUAAGAAUUUCUUCUAUUCCUCAUUAGUGCAAUAUUUUUGUAUUCUUCGUCUACUGAGCACAUUAAUUGCAAUGUCACUCGGCUUAGUUGACAGGUAAAAUCCCAUUCGAAUAGAUUGCAAAUGAGUGCUGAUAAGUUUAAUGUCCGUCAGAGAAAAGUUUAAACAACCUGUUAUGUGAUCUUUUGAAAAAGAACAAUAGAGGGAAACAACAUAAUAAUUUAUUGCUAAAUAUAUAUACAUAUAAUGAAAUAUCACCGUUUAAUAGUUGGGAGAUCGUUGUAUUUUUGUUUCGUUUUUCAAUUAAUUUUAAUUAAGUUAUUAAAUGAUUAUCAA
Argiope bruennichi is the source of this 1912-nucleotide messenger RNA. Its product is annotated as alkylglycerol monooxygenase-like. Gene Ontology annotation, cellular component: endoplasmic reticulum. The record is from RefSeq and is a predicted model, not a curated record. The transcript has 11 exons. Gene Ontology annotation, molecular function: oxidoreductase activity; iron ion binding. Lineage: Eukaryota; Metazoa; Arthropoda; Arachnida; Araneae; Araneidae. The coding region runs from base 38 to 1393 and encodes 451 amino acids. Gene Ontology annotation, biological process: lipid biosynthetic process.